AUGCAGCUUGAGAUCAUUGUGAAGCAAGCCGUGGGCCUGAAACACGAUGGGCGGCAUUGUGUGGAGUUCCUGCUGGAUAACCAUGCGCCCCAGCGCACUCGCUGGGUCGACGAUCUAUAUGACACACAGGGGCUCGUCGUACAGCCCAAGAACUUUCACUCCAGCAGGUGCACUAUCACUCUGAGGGCAGAAAAGGAGGCGUACAAGGACAGCUUCAUACAUUUGACCCUUUUUCAUCAGAGGAACAUUCGGGAUGACAAGCGCGCUGCUGAGGCUCAUCUACCGUUCUCUGGUGUAGCAAAUGGAUUUAAAGGUUGGGUUGGGCUUGAGCACAAAGACAAGUAUGGAGGCAAACUCUACAUAGAGGCAAAUCUCAAGGAGUCCAUGCCUGCGCCUGCACCUCCUCGCCCAAAAGCCGUGGUGAUGCCGUCUCCAGAUGAUGCGGAGAUUGCAGAACAGAUGGCCAUCUUAGCAAGCAUUCAGGCGAGUCAAGCGAGCCAGGCUAGCUCCCAGCCAGCUCAGACGAGCCGACCUGUGAGUCACGGCCAGUCUGUAUCUACGGCCACAGCGACAGCGGGUGUGGCAGCUACAACAUCGCCCGCAUGGCCAUGGCCAGAUAGCUCCGAUUCGCAUGCACAACCUUCCUGGCCGGACUGGCCUGGUGCGAAUCCCAAACAAGAGCUUCCCGUGCCUCCCAGUCCUGCACCAGAGCCUGUCCUGCCCGCUUUGCCGGAAUGGAUUUCUUGGCUCGACUACAAGGCGGCCUUGGACACUGGCAAGGCUGGGACCCUGGCAGCUCCCCAAGGGGCAAUUUCAGGAGGCCCUGCCAAGCCAACUGGACGACGAAAGGCGUUGUUGAUUGGCUUGAAUUAUCCUGGCACUGCAGCAGAGCUGCGAAAUGGUGGCAACGACGUUGAGCGGGUGGCAGCUGUUCUGGCUAGAUUAGGGUUCCCGGAAGAGUGGACCUUGAAACUGACUGACGAUGCACCUGCAUCACCAGAAGUUGCUCCGACCAAACGCAACUUUAUCGGUGCCAUGCGCUGGCUAACACAUAACCUUGCACCCGGUGAUGUCCUUUUCUUUCAUUUCAGUGGUCAUGCGACUCAAGAAGAUGAUGAAGGGAACGUGCCAGGCGGAGAUGCGCUUUGCCCAGCUGAUUUCUCGGAAGCCGGCUCCAUAUCGUCAGAGCUAGUGUGCAAGAUGCUGGUACAGCCUCUGCCGCCAUAUGUCAGACUCACCAUGCUUAUCGACUGCUGCAUUCCGUGCUUAUGUCCAGAGCUCCCGCUGCUGUAUGACCUGCAGCAGGACAGAUGGGUUCUUGGCAGCGCGACAGCCUCACAUGGUGAUGUGAUCUGCUUGGCGGCAGUGGGCUCGGAGAUGACCAUGGAAGAUCUGCAACAGAUCCGUGCGGCUGAGCAGGGGCUUGUCACCAGUGCUUUUCUUCAGGCCAUGCAGCAGCUAGCACAACAAAGGAAGGGCCCAGUCACCUACCAAGAGCUUGUCUCGGAGGCGAGCCAACAUCUUCAGCCGUAUGCCCACAGAGGUUUGCAGCUGUCUGUAACGCAAAUGUUUGAUCCUAACGUCCGAACUUUUCGUUUCUUCGAUGCCAUUCAGAGCAAGGUGCGCUAA
Symbiodinium pilosum is the source of this 1629-nucleotide messenger RNA. Lineage: Eukaryota; Dinophyceae; Suessiales; Symbiodiniaceae. The record is from the annotation of a GenBank genome assembly.